AUGGGCAUCUUAUCCCUCCACGUGCAGCGCUGUCGUGCCUCGCUCCCAGCUUCUCGCUCUACGGUAGCACGUAAGCACGCCGGCGCCACGCGUUGCUGUCAAGUCAUCAAACGUGCGUCAUCCAAAUCUUUAUCCGCGCUGCAUCUGAGAUCCCGAGGCGUCACGCAAGUUUCUUCGCGCGAAGAUAUCGAGGAAUUAGAUGGUCAGAUUGAGGGCAUCGAAGGUUAUGGUGCGAUUUCAACGAAGCCCGCGACCCCGCUCUUGGACACGAUCAAUUUUCCAUCUCAUCUGAAAUCAUUGACCAUGGGUCAACUCAAUCAAGUGGCGAAAGAGCUUCGCGCCGAUCUCAUUUACAACGUGUCACAGACCGGCGGUCACCUCGGUUCGAGUUUAGGAGUGAUCGAGCUGACUGUGGCACUCAACUAUGUCUUCGACCAACCCGAAGAUAAAAUUAUAUGGGAUGUAGGUCAUCAAGCGUAUCCUCAUAAGAUCUUGACUGGCAGAAGAGACAAAAUGAACACGAUGAGGCAAACGGGCGGUUUAUCCCCUUUUACGAAGAGAAGCGAAAGUCCCUACGACUGUUUCGGGGCCGGACACAGCAGUACUUCUAUUUCAGCCGGUCUUGGUAUGGCUGUCGCUCGAGAUAUGCAGGGUGAAGACUUCCAUGUGAUAAGUAUCAUUGGCGACGGUGCCAUCACUGGCGGCAUGGCAUACGAGGCAAUGAACAACGCCGGCUUUCUUGACACGAAUAUGAUCAUCAUCUUGAACGACAAUCAGCAAGUAUCGCUUCCCACGCAAUACAAUAGCUUGAAUCAAGAUCCUGUUGGUGCACUCUCGUCAACGUUUGCACGACUUCAAUCAUCGCGCCCACUGCGAGAGUUGAGAGAGUCCGCAAAGGCCAUAACAAAACAGAUGCCGACACCAGUUCAGGAGGUCACUGCGAAAGUCGAUGAGUAUGCCCGUGGAAUGAUCAGUGGAUCUGGCUCUACUCUGUUCGAAGAACUCGGGUUGUACUACAUCGGAACAGUCGACGGUCACAACUUGGAAGACUUGGUGGCAAUUUUACAGGAAGUCAAGGAAACGAGGAGUGUUGGUCCUGUGUUGAUCCACAUAGUCACCGAAAAAGGCCGCGGAUACUCCUACGCCGAGGACGCGCAAGACAAAUAUCACGGUGUUUCAAAGUUUGAUCUGGCUUCAGGGCGGCAAAGUCAGCUGAAAGAGAACGCUCCAAGUUACACGAAGGUCUUUGCUGACGCGCUCAUAGGAGAGGCUAUGAUGGAUGAUAAAGUCGUGGCAGUGCACGCAGCGAUGGGUGGUGGAACAGGCCUGAAUCACUUUGAGAAGUAUUUCGCUGAUCGAACGUAUGACGUUGGUAUCGCAGAGCAGCACGCUGUUACGUUUGCCGCUGGUCUUGCGUGUGAGGGGUUGAAACCAAUGUGCACCAUUUAUUCAACGUUUUUACAAAGAGGGUGGGACCAAGUCGUGCACGACGUGGCGUUACAAAAGUUGCCGGUGAGGUUUGCAAUGGAUCGUGCUGGCUUGGUUGGUGCCGACGGUCCGACGCAUGCGGGUGCUUAUGAUGUUACUUUCAUGGCAUGCCUACCUGAUAUGGUCGUGAUGGCACCGAUGAAUGAAGCAGAGCUCUGUCACAUGGUCGCUACAUCUUUAGCUAUAGAUGACCGACCAUCUUGUUUCCGAUACCCCAGAGGCGCCGGUGUUGGGUUGAAUAUGGAAGAUGAAAGUGUGAAACUUGUCAAUCCAGGCUAUAAAGGUAUGGUUCUAGAUAUUGGCAAAGGAAGAGUCCUUCAAGAGGGCACUGACGUCGUCUUGCUGGGCUACGGCACUCCAACGAAUAAUUGUCUGCAGGCCGCUCAGAUGUUGCAGAAGUUUGGUGUUAGUGUCACUGUUGCAGAUGCUCGAUUCUGCAAACCCUUGGACGGCGAACUCAUUCGCCGUCUUGCCAAAUCACAUCCCAUAUUUAUCACUGUCGAAGAGGGCGCCAUCGGAGGCUUCGCUUCACACGUCAUGCAUUUCCUCGCUACUGAUGGACUGCUGGAUAGCGGCCUCAAGUUUCGUCCGAUGAUACUUCCUGAUCGCCCCAUCGACCACGGCUCAUAUUCAUUCCAAGUUAAUGAAGCUGGUCUAAGCGCUUCUCACAUAGCAUCCACGGCGCUUUCACUGGUUGGAAAACAACACGAGUCGCUCGAGGUCCUCGCAAGAGUUUAG
This is a messenger RNA of Ostreococcus tauri, 2226 nucleotides long. Its product is annotated as Transketolase binding site. The transcript has a single exon. The record is from RefSeq and is a predicted model, not a curated record. NCBI's taxonomy places the organism in Eukaryota, Viridiplantae, Chlorophyta, Mamiellophyceae, Mamiellales, Bathycoccaceae. Gene Ontology annotation, biological process: terpenoid biosynthetic process. Bases 1 to 2226 code for a protein of 741 amino acids. Gene Ontology annotation, molecular function: 1-deoxy-D-xylulose-5-phosphate synthase activity.